Cucurbitaria berberidis CBS 394.84 is the source of this 887-nucleotide messenger RNA. RefSeq lists its product as uncharacterized. NCBI's taxonomy places the organism in Eukaryota, Fungi, Ascomycota, Dothideomycetes, Pleosporales, Cucurbitariaceae. The record is from RefSeq and is a predicted model, not a curated record. The transcript has a single exon. The coding region runs from base 378 to 887 and encodes 169 amino acids.
GUUUUGUCUGUCACGCAACAGGCCCUAUGCGAGGCCUUUGUGUAAUCCUAGGUGCUCCUGCCCAAUAAGGGACAUGGCUAAGCGAAGUCACCCACAUGGUCAACCUGGACGGGCAGUCUUCCCCCUUGUGCAGUAUUACCCAUUACGCACUUCAUGUCUACGAAACUCUAAUCUUCGUGCUGCAGCAUGUCCGUCCCAUUGCUUCUUUUAAUUAAUUUAACCCGUCUGCCGGUCCCUGCACGCGUGUUUGAUUAACGAGCCCUCCUCCCUCCUCCCUCCCCCCCUAGCUGACUUCAACUACCCGGUUGUGGCCUUAUCCGUACGAGGCACCACUUAAUUAGUUGUAUACGUACCCCGCCAUUCCGUCAUUGCGACCCAUGUCAUGGAGAAGCCAGAAGGAUGGACAGCCUUGCCCAUGCUUGCUGUUCAUCAUCGAUGGUCUUUGCACACUUCAUCAGCCAUAUGGAUCCCGUCUGUUCGCCUCCCACGGUUCACCGUACGCUCCUCGUGAUGCCCUAGCCGUCAUGUCCCAGGCCCAGGCUGCACUAGCAUCUCACCCGUUCAAACCUUUCUGCCAGAUCUUUUGCACCAGCGUCGUCCCCAAGCGUUUCGGAGUGGCCGCGUCCCCACAGUCUCGGCGCUGUGACACGCGGGCUGCACAAGUUGAUUUUGACACGGACUCGUUCUUAUUUAGCGUUUGGGAAGCCCUCACGCCCUUCCCCGUCACGGCCCAGCCCAGCCCAGCCCAGCCCAGCAAUCCUGGCUUCCAAAGUCUUGUUGCUCUAACCGACGACGCCCGCGACGCCCGACCGUGCAGCUGGGUUCCACGUUUUGAGCCUCACCACGGCGCCCUGGGACGCUGGGAAGCUGGCGGCGUCGAUCCUUGA